GAACCUGUUGAACUUUUUUUUGUUAAGUCGAUCAAACAAACCACAGAAGCGAACAUGGCGAUGCACGUUCCGCGAGCUCCGGGCUUUGCCUCAAUGUUAAAAGAGGGUGCUAAGCACUUCUCCGGUUUAGAUGAGGCUGUAUACAGGAACAUUGAGGCCUGCAAAGAGUUGGCCAAGACCACCAGGUCUGCAUUUGGACCUCAUGGCCAGAACAAGAUGGUGAUCAAUCACAUUGAGAAGCUGUUCGUAACCAACGACGCGGCAACCAUCUUGAGUGAGCUGGAGGUACAGCACCCGGCGGCAAAGAUGCUCGUACUGGCUACACACCAGCAGGAGUUGGAGGUUGGGGAUGGUACUAACUUCGUACUCGUGUUUGCCGGGGCACUGCUUGAACACGCAGAGAUGCUACUUAGAAUGGGUUUGUCGGUGACAGAAGUUACAGAAGGGUAUGAGCUGGCCAUGAAGAAAGCAUUGGAAAUACUGCCUGAUCUCGUAUGUGAGAACCAGAAAGACCUUCGAGAACGCACUGCUGUUGCUCGCGCCCUGAAAACAUCUGUCAUGAGCAAACAGUAUGGAAACGAGGACUUCCUGGCUAAACUGAUCGCAGACGCCUGUGUUUCAAUUAUGUCACAAAAGUCCAGCUUUAAUGUAGACAACAUCCGAGUCAGUAAAAUCCUGGGUGCUGGUGUCCUGCAGUCUUCACUCGUCCAAGGCAUGGUGUUCCGUAGAGCCGUGGAGGGGGAGGUAACCAAGAUGAGCAAGUGUAAGAUCGCCGUCUACUCCUGUCCACUAGAUAUCAUGCAGACAGAGACCAAGGGUACAGUGUUGAUCAAGAAUGCAGAGGAGCUGAUGAAUUUUAGUCAGGGGGAGGAGAAUCUGGUGGAAGAGCAAAUCAAGUCCAUAUCCGACACUGGUUGCACUGUGAUUGUGUCUGGUGGAAAGGUGGGAGAGAUGGCUGUCCAUUUCUGCAACAAGUACGGAAUACUGAUCCUGCGCCUCAUGUCCAAGUGGGACCUGCGCAGGCUGUGUAAGGCUGUCGGUGCCACGCCACUCCCCAGAGUGACACCCCCUACCCCUGAGGAAGCUGGCUACUGUGAUAAUGUCUACAUUGAUGAAGUAGGAGACACUCCAGUCAUAGUAUUCAAACAAGACAAGGAGGAGAGUUCAAUCACCACCAUCAUGAUCCGAGGCUCCACAGACAACAUCAUGGACGACAUGGAGCGAGCGAUCAACGACGGCGUUAACACCUUCAAGGCUCUCACCCGUGAUGUCCGCAUGGUGCCGGGCGCAGGGGCGACCGAGAUAGAACUGGCCAAGCAGAUCACGACGAUCGGAGAGAGCACGCCUGGGCUGGAGCAGUAUGCCAUCAAGAAGUUUGCAGAGGCAUUGGAAGUGGUACCGAGGACAAUCGCCGAGAACGCUGGAGUCAAGGCUACGGAGGUUCUCUCCCUUCUGUAUGCGGCCCACCAGGAGGGCAAGAAGACCGUGGGGGUGGACAUUGAGGCUGCGGGCGCGGGGGUGAGAGACGCCCAGGAGGCUGGAAUACUCGACCUGUACCUCGCCAAGUUCUGGGGCAUCAAGUUUGCCACCACCGCUGCAUGCACCGUACUCAAAGUGGACCAGAUAAUUAUGGCCAAGAUGGCAGGAGGUCCAAAGGGGAAGGCGCCAGGACCUCAGGACGACGAUGACGACUAGGGUUGCCAUGACAAUAAACUGAAGCGUGGUUUUCUGUUAAAUAGCACAGCAGGCGACGGGUUUCAUCUUCGAUCACAGAGUUAACAGCUGAUCUGUCGGCGGGCAUGAGUUUGUCUAAGUGGGUCACAACUCUGCCAUUGGGACAGGAAUAUUUGAUUUAUUCAAGGCUUAAUGCUUUGUGGCUAAAUUAUUAUGAGAGCUCUGAGAUUCAAUCAUUAAUUUCAUGUAGAAUGAUGUACAUUCAUUUCUGGCCUUCAUCGCAGUAUAUGGUAAUGCUAAUGGUAAAUCAGUUUACAACUGUAUUGUUAAACGAUGAAAGCUUUUCGAUUAUAUGGAAAAUUGUAAUCAAUAUAAAGAAGUGAAACUCCAGCUGCUGGAGCAGUAUUGAAUUCUCAUUAAAAACAAUUAGUUGGUCCUUUAUUUAAGGCAAGUGACCGAUUGCCCAAACAGUACAAAACAGCACAAUACAGCACAAUACAAACCAACAUAAACACAAAAUAUGAAUAAAGCUUGGGUCACCGCCUUGGAACGGUCAAUGCAAAGCAUUGGGGGUUUAAACCGGUUAUAGAGCGCUCAACCUCACACUUGGCCAAGCAAUAUUCAUAAUACAUUUAAGUGUAAAUAAAAUUUAACGUCAUAGCAUUGUAACUCAAGAAUUAAUACUGUAAAAUGAAAUUAGUGAAAAGCAUGUAAUUCAUUUUACCACAGCUAUUGUUUUAAAGACUAUAUAUUUUCAAUUUUUGUUAAAUGCCAACCUUAAUACUAGACCUGUCAAAGUAUUGUAUUGAUGCAAAUAGUUAUUCAAAGUGUUGGCAUUGGGCAUUCAUUGACUUACCAAUGAAUUCCUGAAUGUGUUCAGAAUAGGUGUUGGUGUAUUCAUACUCAACAUCUCUAAUGUAAUGUUCAUUAUCUGACAAUUGCAAUGUUAGGAGCAGAUUUUGUAUCUCAUUCUCAUUGAGUUCCAAUGCCCAAACAAUCCCCUCUGCAAUAAGGUACAGUACAUUUUAUGUUUACCUUUUAUCACCAUAAGUAAUAAUUUGAUGCUUCUGUGAUAACUGAACCAGAUAUUAAGAUGAUAAAUCUGGAUUGAACAAAUCAUGUUGAGUGUGAAAGUGUUGAAGACAGUAUUCAAUUAAUUUCAUUUUAAAUAAUAAUUAGUGCUUAUGACAAUGCCUAUUUUAUCCUGAGCCGAAUGUUCUAUGUAGCAUCAAAUGAAAGCAUUUCCGUUCUUAUUUAUUCCGUUCAUCAUAUACAUUGGUAUACCUUUAAAUGUGGUUACUUACGUGUAUAAUUAUGUUGUUAUGAUCGACUGUUCUGAAGAGUGUUGCUGCUAUUAUGGUUUGUGUGCUUUAUAAAAUUGUUUUCAUCUCUGCGUUUCUUCUUUAUUUAUAACUUUAUAAAAAAUAAAUAAUGUGCUAACACUGUCUGAAUAAAACCAUGAAAUCAACAA
This is a messenger RNA of Dreissena polymorpha, 3145 nucleotides long. Its product is annotated as T-complex protein 1 subunit theta-like. Gene Ontology annotation, cellular component: chaperonin-containing T-complex. Bases 55 to 1695 code for a protein of 546 amino acids. NCBI's taxonomy places the organism in Eukaryota, Metazoa, Mollusca, Bivalvia, Myida, Dreissenidae. The record is from RefSeq and is a predicted model, not a curated record. The transcript has 13 exons. Gene Ontology annotation, molecular function: ATP hydrolysis activity; ATP binding; ATP-dependent protein folding chaperone. Gene Ontology annotation, biological process: protein folding.